Molecule: messenger RNA, 8507 nt
Organism: Drosophila ficusphila
Lineage: Eukaryota; Metazoa; Arthropoda; Insecta; Diptera; Drosophilidae
Product: brefeldin A-inhibited guanine nucleotide-exchange protein 3
Exons: 9
Coding region: 447-6638 (2063 amino acids)
Biological process (GO): regulation of ARF protein signal transduction
Molecular function (GO): guanyl-nucleotide exchange factor activity
Source: RefSeq, a predicted model, not a curated record
GGCCAAAAUGCUCCUUCUUUCAAACUGGCAAUGCCACCCUUUUUUUAAGUUUCAGCUGGCCGAUAAACUGUACAAUCGAACAGCUGUUGCAGCGACAUGCGCACUCCUACGCCUAACGGUACUCCAUGGCCUGUGCGCACUCCGCCGUAAAUGGUGAAAGUGCUUUCCUUUCGCGUCACACAGCAUUUGUCGCAUCCAACGGCAAGUGCAGCGUCUUUUCCCUCGGAGAAGGCAAAAAGAAAGUUGGAAAAAAACAUUAGGAUAAGAAGCAAACAGAAACCACAAGUGGUGGCACGCAUAAUGGCCAAGAUCGAGCGUCAAAAUGGAGCUUUGUGAAUUGUUGUUGCCACUACCAAUAACAACAUAACACACACACUACUAAGGAUACUUGGGCUAACACGCACACACGCAAUCGACUGUUUGAGUGUUGGAAAGAGAGCAGCAAUAUGGAGGACCUCUUCUUACUUGUUAUCAAGGAAUCAACGGGAACUAAACACAAUGCGCUGCGACAAACGGCGCAAAUCGCUUACGAUAAACUCUACCGCCAGCAUGGAAUCCACCGGGAUCCUUCGCAUGAGCUGCGCUCCGUUUGCUUUACCGCCCUGCAGAUGGCGCUGGACACAAAGCGGCCCAAGUUCAUCACGAUGGGACUCAACGGCCUUCAUCGUGUCAUCAAGGACGAGCGCUUCUACAUCGGCCUUGAGCCGGAGGACGACUCCGUUUGGCUGCCAUCGCAGCUCCUUAGGGCCACCAACGGCAUCCUGCCGUCGACGAGCAGCGAGGACACGGUGGUCAACGUGCUCCGGCUCUUCCUGGCCAUGGCCUGCUCCCCUGCCUGCACCCUAAACGGUCGCCUGCUGAUCGAGAUCCUCUCCAGAUGCGGCGAGUGCUGGGAGAUGGGUUCGCGGGCCACCAAGGCCGCUUCCUUGGCCGCCGCCUCGCAGUGCCUUCGCACCUUUUGCGCCUUCCUCAUCGAGGAGGCCGAGGAGGUGAAGAAGACAGCGCCCGCCGGCCUGAUGACCCAAACGCAGGCCUCCGCCGUCUACAACGAGGUCAUCCCGGUGAUGCAGUGGCUCUGCAGUCGCCUCGUCGAGCCCAACGUGAAUGCCUCGCCGAACAAGAAGUGCGAGAACCACAGCUCGCUGUACCUCACCGAGUGCAUCCUCACCUUGAGCUCGGCUCUGCCCAGGAAUGUCCAUGCCAAUCCGCACUUCACCUCGUUUCUUUGGCAGAAGUUCUGCCCCACUUUAGCGGCGGCCCUGGGCUCUCCCGGCAGGAUCAACCUGGACAAGAAGUUUACCUACAAGGACGCACUGCACAUGAUUGAGAACGAGGCGCGCGGCUUUUUCACAGGUCCUGGCUUAGAUGGUCCCCAGGCUCGUUGCGUCUACUUGACCGCCAUCCAGUUGCUGCGGAUUGCCGGUGCCCAUGGCUCACUGCGGCCCAUGCUGGAGGCUCUGUUCCAUCGGAUGCUCCUGCUGCCAGCUCCGCAGAAUCGAACCGAACCGCUCCGCUGCGUGAGGGAAAUCUUCAAGAGUCCCGAGCGCCUCAUCGAUCUGGCGGUCAUCCUUUAUGUGGACAAAAACACCGCCCAGGGAUGCAGCGAUGAGAUGGCGCUUUUUCGACUGCUGGUCGACGCCAUGGAGGAGUGUGCCUACGGAGCCAGUGGCGUGGGCUCCGCCACGGAGGCCAGCCUGCAGGCCAGUGUGGAGUGCAUGGUGGCCCUGCUGGACAGUCUGCAGGUGCUCUGCAGCGGCGAGCUGACCGAGUCGAUGAUCAGCGACCAGAUAGUGCAGGUGGUCAACGGACGGCACGACCUGCUCAAGGAUGCCGACUACUCCGGGCCACUGACCUACCAAAGCAUGGCCCGGCUGCCCGCUCCGUAUCGCGAUGCCAUCGUGGAGUUCCGGCAGAACGUGUUCGAGACCUCGUCGGGAUCGGAGAGCGAGGGCGAGCCGCCGCACGAACAGGACGCGGCCUCCAACGGCUCCGGGGACACCGAAGGUCCCGAGGACGACGACCCCAGCAGCUCCAGCGACGAGACGUCGCGCGUGGAGAACCGCUGGCCAUACUCGCACCUGGAGGCUCCCGUAAUGCCCAUACGAACCGAUAGCGACAACGAUCGGCAGCAUGCCCGCGAUUUCGCCAGGGCUUUGAGGCAGGAUCUGGUGCCGAAGCUCCUGCGACUGCGCAGCUGCGUGGAGCUGGACGAGGCGAUGCAGGAGUUCGCCUCGGCCGUCUGCCAGGAGAACAGCAUGAACUUCUCGGACUUUGACUACAACCUGACCGCCAUCAAUGCGGACGGCAUCUACCUGGCCAUCUACUCGUCGCUCCUGCUCAGCCUGCAGCUGAUGCGUGCCGGCUACUACGAGCAGGUGGCCCAGGGCAUGUCCCACAAGGACAUCCUGGUGCCGAUGUCGGAGCAGCAGUUCGUCACCUCGGUGCAGAACACCGGCGUCCUCGUCUAUCUCUCCUCGCCGUGGCUGUGCGAGCUCUACCAGUCGGUGACCGUGUGCAACGUCUUGGAGGCCAUGCCCCGCCAGCAGCUGGAGGGGAUGGGGCCGCGCUGCGCCCUCGUCGACAUGCUGUGCGAUGCCGGCGGACUGGGCGCCACCCAGAUGCUGUCCGAGUGGCAGCGCCUGCAGACGGCCAACGUGAAGCACAAGGAGGAGGAGCAGCUGCACGACAAACGGCGCGAGGCCGCCAAGAAGCUGUGCCGGCGCCUGCUCACCUGCUGCUGGGAGUCCAUGGUCAUCGUGCUGAGCUCGGGGCUGGGGGAUCUGCAGACCAGUUCGGCCUCCAACAAGCUGGUGGCCCUGUCCAAGCGAACACUGCGGGUCAAGGCCAAGGCGAACAAAUCGAACGGCGAGGCUCUGUACGCCAUGUGUCUGGAUGGACUGCAUUCGGCCGCAACGCUCAGCAACAGUUUGAAUCUGCAGCAUUUGGCCGGGAAAAUACUUAACCUGCUGGCCUCCAAUGUCUGCCAGACUUCCGGACCCCGGAUCUCCGCCAGCCAGGCCAUGUCCAUGGACGUGGUGCUCACCGGCGGCCUGAAUCUCGGCAGCUACAGCGCCGAUUGUUGGCCGAGCAUCUUCGCAGUCUGCCGGCACGUCAGCCAGCUGGAGCACGAGAUCUUCAGCAUGCAAAACUCGGCCAUAUCCGCCUCUCCGGGCAGCAGCCGCCGGGACCUCGAAACGGGCGAAAAGCUGAGCAACGGCAACACCCAGGACAAGCUCAAUCUCUCCUCCAUACCCAUCGACGAUGAUGAGACCUGCGUGGAUGUGUACAGCUUCCUGCAAGCGCCCAUGCAGAGUCCCAACACGAACAUCACCUCGAUUUUGAAGGUCUACUCCGGAACGAAUGAGACAGUGCUGCUCAGCCAGAGCGACACCUCGAAGGUGCUCUGCGCCCUGUCCCACCAGGCGGAGAACCUCUUCGGAGACGCCGCCGAGAGGCUCAGCUUGCCCUCGCUGUGCCAGUUCCUAAAGCACCUGUGCCGCGCCUCCAGGGAGCAGCUCUACAAGAGCCAGGUGGCGCGCAAGGGCAGUCGCAUCUGGUGGCCCAGCAAGGGCUGGAAGAAGCUCGACUCGCUGCCCAUGUCCCUGCUCCUCCACCGGAUCGGCGACGUCACGCUCAAGGUGUUCCGCAGCUCGCGACCUCUGCUGCACGUGCUCAAGGUCUGGGCCAUCACAGGACCGCAUCUCAUGGAUGCCGCCUGUCACCGGGACCGGAUGAUUUCGAAGCGGGCGAUCGAGUACAUCCACGACAUAAUCACCGCCCUCCUGGUGGAGCAGUCGGAGCUGCCGUACUUUCACUUCAACGAAGCGCUGCUCAAGCCGUUCGAGAACCUGCUGAGCAUGGACACGGACGUGGAUGUGCAGGACCAGAUUGUGGCCUGCCUGUACGAGGUGGUGGAGGCACAUCGCACCGAGAUCCGCUCCGGCUGGCGACCUCUGUUCGGAACCCUGCGGAACGCGCGCAGUCGGAUGCUGAACAUGAGCAACAUCAUUGACAUCUUUCGGGUUUUCCUCGAUUCGGACAACACGCUGGUGUUUGCCAACGCGGGAUUGGAUUGCAUCCUGUGCCUGCUCUCCUAUCUGGAGAUAUCCGGCGGGGGAAAUAACAAUGCCUGCUCCGGUGGAAACGGAAACACAGCGGGGGGAACCGGAGUGAAUGGUGGCGGUGGACAGCAGGAGGAGGACAACACGUUCCGGCCCACGGACUUCCUCCAUGAGACGCUCCGCUUCCUGGAGCGCUGCUCCAGCAUUCUCGGCUUCAUGCACAGCAUGCCCAAGUGCCCCAACUUCCAUUCGACGUACAAGAUCAAGGGCAUCUCCUACACGCACAUCAUCGACGCGAACAUACCGAGUUCGAUGGAGAACUUCACCUACUUCGGCAACGACUACCUGCAGACGCGGAACGAGCAGUACAUGAUCUCCUACCGGUCGCUGCACAUCGACAAGGACACCAUUGUCAAGAUCGACGAGAUGGACAAGCCGUCGGGAGUGCUCAAGGUGUGGUUCCUGCUGCUCGACGGGCUGACCAACUCGCUGAUCGUCUGCCCCUACUCCCACCAGGCGCCCAUCCUGCAGACGAUCUUCAAGCUGUUCAAGAACCUCCUGGCCAGCCCGGGCAUCGACUUCGGCUUCUACUGCAUCAACCACCUGCUGGUGCCGAUGAUCCAGGACUGGCUGCGCUACAUCAACAAGACGGGCGCCUCCUGGCAGCUGGUGGAGAAGAACUUCAAGCACUGCUGCUGCAUGACCACCGACCUGGUGGUGGAGUUCAUCGAGAAGUCGGUGCCGGAACAGCGGCGUCUGGGAGCGGGCACCAAGACGCGCCUGGCCCAGAUCGUUCACCCGGCGGACAAUCUGCUGUACUCCAAGCUGAAGUUCGUGACCGAGAAGAUUGAGAGGGAGCAGAAGCAGCAGUCGCCGCCUGUCCAGGAUCAGGGAUGCAGAUACAACCAGCAGUACGACAGCAGCUCCAGCUCCGCCAGCGAGGAGCAGCAGAAGAACGGCGGUGGCUCGAACGGGGGAUCCAAUCUCAUCGAGUCGCCCACCAAGAUCUCGGGAUCGGCCACACUGGCCUUGAAGCAACUGCUGCUGGUCCUCAUCGAAUGCGCCGCCCAGUCGCAGGAGGCGAUUGCCCGGAUCUCCGUGUCCUGCCUCAAGCACGUCAUCCUGUCCACCGGCAUGCUCUUCAACGAGUCCCAGUGGAUGAUCGCCUGCUCGGCCAUCCACCGCGCCUGCACCGUAACAAUCGCUCCGCUGCGCCAGCUCUCGUUCGCCUUCCACGAGAAGUCGAACAGCUUCUACGGGGACUGCGCCAACGUGAAGGUGGCUGCCCGGCGGGACAGCAGCCUGGAGGAGCUGGCCAGGAUCUACGCGCUGGCGCAGCAGGUCUUUCUGUCGGACAAUCAACGGGAGCCCAGCCAGAACCUGGCCUCCACGCCCAGUGCCUCGCAGUGCAAGUUGUCCGACGACAGGAGCUACUCCUUCCUGCUUUACCCCCUGAACAAUGGGUUCAACUCGAACCUGGACAACUUUGUGAUCCGGAUCCCGUUCAAGAAUCUGGUCGUGGGCCUGCUGGCCAACCAGAUGCUGCUCCAACUGGUGGCCAAGCUGCUGCUGUCGCGGUUGAAGUGCGUGCCCCAGGCGGUGUCCACCUGCAUCUUCGACAACUACGCAGCCUCGGCGGCUUCCCCCAGCCACGAUUACGACUUGGACUUCCGCUCCAAGGAGAUACUGCUGCGCUGCGUCAAGCAGUACCUGAUGUCCGCCCUGGAGUUCGACUCGCGUCCCGGUCUCAAGUUCCUCAUGCAGAAGGUGUCGAACAUUGAGUACGCGGCCAAUUUGUACAAGCAGAUGACCUCGUCGUGGAUGAUCUACUACAUAGCGCUGGUGGACUCGCAUCUCAACGACAUUGUAGUGUACAACCUAGGGCCGGAGGACCUUAACUUCAUCCUGGAGUCCUGCUCCCGACUGAACACCACCACAGUUAAGAAGAAGGAGAACUUUGUGCGGUACCUGUUCUGUCUGCAGGAUGCCUGGAAUCUGGUCUGCGAACUGUAUCUAAGCAACUCCGCGCUUCAUGAGAUCGAGAGUGGGUCGGGAAAGCUGCGCCAGAAGCCACUGCAAGUGCACCACCAUCCGCAGAGCAAGCCCAUGUGCAUCUCUCUGAACGGGAAUGGAGAUGCCGAGAUGACGGAUACGGGCUCGGGUUUGGGAUCGGGAUCGGGAUCGGGAUCAGGAUCUGGAUCUGGAUCCGGGAGCAGCACCUCGCCCAGCAAGUGCGUCCAGCUUCAGGAGGAAGAGAACGUCACCAUGACCACGCUGAUCAGCGAGUUUCAACCGAAAUGCCGAAACAAUCCCUUCGACACCAAUCGGCAGGCGAAGUCAUCGGAGGCCGAGUCAAUAUCGCCGGAAAUCGAACAGCAGCGAGCCAGCAGCAUCCUAAAGGACUCCAACUACAAGAGGGCUGCCUUGGCCCAGCUGGUGGUGGCCUCCAUGGAGCUGCUGCGUUCGCUGCCCGGCGAAGCCGAGGACAAUCUCAAGCUCCUGAUGACCCCGACCAUUCGCGAGGCCUUCCGCCUCGUCCAGCUGCAGGGCAACGAGCUGAAGGUCAACCAGUUUUAGGCCAUGCUUGUUGAGUUUUAUUUUGAUCUGUAGGCGCAGCCCCUGCCCCUACCAAAUGAUCCUUCCUGCUCCCUUCAGAAGUCCCCGAAACGCGAUCCCUCAAAGUAAUCCCCUUACCGCCCCCCUCCCACUCCCCGAAUGGCUAAUUUACAGCUACGUCUGCAUCUCAUGCUCUCUCUGACUCACUCUGUUCCUAUCUGUCUUUCUCUCUCUACAAAUGGGAAACCUCGCUUCAGUGUGGCCAAUUUAAGAUCGCGAAUACGUUAAUCUAGCCUUUUUGAUUUAACACGCCUUUGUGUAUGUAUUAGUUGUUUCUAAAUAGAUUUCCAAUAACAGUCGUUUUGAAAAUGCCUUCAGAUUAUUGUAUCAGUAUUAUCUUCUUAAAUGCAAAGGCAACAAAUAGUGUAAGUGUUGCAGUACAAUUAAGUUUCGUUUGCUUUCCAUACAAAGUUGGUCACACUGAUCGCAGACUCUCCAUCUGUCCCUCUCUCGCCCGCAGUACCCAGCACAGCAGGCAAAACCAUUUCAAAGUAAAAGCUCAACAUGCCAGCACAAAAAGCAAAACUAUCAAAAGUACAACAAGAACAAUGUCGAAGCGAUGCAAGAAUAUCAUAUAUAUUUAUAUAUAUAUAGAGUACUUCCUUGCGAUUAGAGGAUAAAGAUGAUGAUGAAGCGUAGACAACGUAGUCCUGUACAUUAAAUUAAGUCCAGACUUUCUCACACUUAGCCCCUGCACCGCCCCCGCUCCCCGCUCCCCCAUCUGUCCUCUGUCCUCUAGCCUCCAACCACGCCCUUUUCCCAGCACUUAUCGACUUCGAAUAAUGUAAAGAUGUAUCAGGGAGCACCAGCCCCGCCCACAAAACCAGUAAAUUAUAUAUAUAUACAUUAUACGAGUAUAUACAGUACAUAUAUACAUUAAGAGUGUAACCUAUGUAAACUUAUAGCGAAUGUUAACUAACACAAAAUCAGUGCCGCCCAUUAAUCCACGAUUACCACCAUUAAAGAUUAGAUCACACAAGCAUACACAUAGAGCCUGUACUAAAACAUAUGUGUGUCCAAGUAGUCCCGCGCUGCCUUCAAAAAAAAACUUGCAUACUUUUGUACCAGUGUGCGUACCUAAGAGAGAAAUGGAAAAUAUCGAAAGCAACAUAGCCGAACAAAUUCUAGCCACCUUGCUGCACUAUCGAAGCUUAUUAGCCUACAUUUUUGCGCCACACGCAUACAUACAUACAAUAUACACACAAUAUCAGGGCUCAAGAAAGGGGGCUCCGAAAACUCUGGGUUCUCCUGUCUCUGUCCCACCAUCGGUUUACCCUGCGCAUAGCUGAUAGCGAUAAUUAUACCGAUACCUACAUACAUAUACAUACAAACAGCUACGUACAGUUACAUAUAUGCCUAUAUAAAGAUCCAAAGAGUUAUAUAUCUAUACAUUGAUAUAAAUAAAUGUACUUAUAUGUAUUAUAGUUGCCACUUGGGUAUGAAUGUUGUAUGUAAAUGUCCUACAAAGGAAACAUUUUUAUAUGUGAAACUAUUAGAAACGGCGCUACAAAUCUAUACAUAUACUAUACAUAUAAAUAUAUAUACAUAUACAUUUAUUUUCGCUUCGUCGUAAAAAGUAUAUACAUAUAGAUAUACAUAUAUAUAAUAUAAAUAGAGAACUAUGUACUUGUGUUAUUUACUUGCCCAUCUCAACUCUCUCAAUCUAUCUCUCUUUAUUGACUUAUAAGUGUAAGUGCGAAGAGUGCUGUUGCAGAGCAGGAAGAAAAUAUAAAAAUUGCUCUAGGCUAGUACUAAAACUCUCCAAGAGUGCAUUUCUAACAAGAAUGAGAAUAAACGAUUCCACAACGCUUUCGCAACUUUACUAAACAA